AUGCAUGUCUUCAAUGCCAGCUCAGUGCACAGUGCUCCAGGGGUCACAUUGUGGCGUCCGGAAGAAUUGAAAAAGGAUUUAAAUGUGAGGCCACAGCCCAAGACAGAUUUUGAGAUCAUUGCGUCUGACACCAUUGAGGACAAAGCCUCAGCCCUGGGCGUCUCAGCCGAACUGAAGGCCAGUUUCAUUGGGGGGCUGGUGGAAGUUGGUGGUUCUGCAAAAUACUUUAAGGACACCAAGAAAUCCAAGCAGCAGGCCAGGACAACACUUCAGUACUCAACUACGACUCGGUACGAGCAACUGAGCAUGAGCCACUUAGGACCAGAGAACGUCUCCUACCGUACAGUGUUUGACCAAGGCACGGCCACCCACGUGGUCACCGCUGUGCUGUACGGGGCUCAGGCCUUCUUUGUGUUUGACAAGCAAGUGUCUUCAUCUGAGGACAUCCAGGAGAUACAGGGAGAGCUCCAGGUUAUGAUCAAAAAGAUACCACUGGUCUCCAUAGAAGGGAAAGGGUCCCUCAAAAUGGAUGACAAAGAGAAAGCCCGGGCUGACCAAUUCAGCUGCAAGUUUCAUGGUGAUUUUGCUCUUGAGAGCAAUCCGGUGACUUACGAGGAUGCCAUGAAAAUUUAUGCCACGCUCCCCAAGCUGCUGGGUGAAAAUGGGGAGAAGGCCGUGCCCGUGAGAGUUUGGCUGUACCCGCUGACCAAGCUGGACUCCAAAGCUGCUCAGCUGGUCCGUGAAAUCAGUCUUCAACUGAUCUUUGAUGCCCAAGAGGCCCUGGAGCAACUGGCAGAAGUAGACAUGCGCUGCAAUGACCUGGUGAGCAACCGGAUUGCCACGACCUUCCCUGAGAUCAAGACAAAACUGCAGCAAUUCAAAACCAUGUGCAAGCAGCACAGGCAGAUUUUCCAGAAAGAGCUGGCAGGAAUCUUGCCCUCCAUCCGUGCAGGGGGGAAAGAGGAGCAGGCCCUGGCGGACAUUUUAGUUGGCAUGCAGCAGUCCCCAUUCAAUACACAGCAACUCAAUGCAUUCCUGGAUAUGAAGGAGCAAGAGAUGAUUUAUGUGAACUCCUUCCUCAUGGACCGCAGCGAUAUCAAACUUACGCCCUCUCAGAGUCAGCUGCAGCGUGUUGUCCUGGAUCGCAAGUUGGACUUUGUCCUCUCCUUUACGUUCACCUCGUUAUGGAAUAAGGAGCCAUACUUAGAUAAUUUAAAGCUCUGGCUUCAGAACCAACAUAUGAAGAAACCGGACGACGCAGCCCUGGCCGGGUCUGUCAGUGGGCAAGCCACAUCCAAGCUGUGGUUUCAGCAGAAAGAUAUUCACACAAAAGCAUGGAAUUACUCCAUCUCCUUCCUGAAAUUUGCCACAGCCAAUGCAUCCGGAAAGAUCGGGUAUACUGUGACCUCUGCCUAUGAUGAGGAGCAUCCAGGUGUCACCAUCCAUCUGUAUGCGAAAGGCAUUGAGGUCAGCCCUUCUUUUGAGCCUCCUGUAGAACCUCUCUCUCUCCUGAUUGGCGAAAUCAAGCAUGACCGCAUGCAGCUCACCUUCAAGCCAGCAGCCUUCGGAGAGGCUUGGAUAACUGGCUAUCGAGUAGAGUACAAGAUGAAAACGGAGGAGGAGGAAAAGGGGGAGAAGAAGGAAACGGAGGAGAAGUGGGUGGGUGUGGAAACAGAAAGCAAACAAGAGAUGUUCACAUUAACAGGGCUUCGUCCAAACACCGAGUAUAUGUUCCGAUACGCGUCAGUGAGUGCUCCAGGUGUGAGCUUGACCUCAGAGAUGAAGGGGACGGUCAAGACACGCCCCGUUAGUGCUCCAGGGAUGCCUGUGCCCAUUGCUGUGGGUGUGACAACCAUUGCCCUCACCUGGGAAAGCCCAGAUAUCAUUGGCAAGGGCUCCAUUAUAAAGGAGUACAGGGUAGAAUACAAGGAAGCUGGAGACGGAGGUCCCAAGGGGAAGGACGAGUGGCUGGUACGUCGGACGGGGAGAGCGCAGUUCUGUCACGUCGAUGGCCUGAGCCCACAGACACCUUACCGAUUCCAAGUGACUGCCGUGUGCAUGGACGGGGCAGAGAGUGCCCCUAGUGAGGAGACUCGUGUUUCAACAGUAAUGGCAGACAAAUCCAAGCAGUUCACACAGGAAUUGGUCAAGAAGAGCACCUUGGUGGAAGAAGGGCAUCCAUCACUUUAUGCCCUCCCCUUAGAGAAGGCAAAGGCGGCCCCAGAUGCACUGUACCGGAGGUACAGCCUGGGAAAAGCCAACCCUCAAGUCCCCAGCAAAGCUGUGGUGAUAUGGGAAGACACCUUCAGAUUCAAGCUGACCCAGGAAGCAGCAGAGGAACCCAGAUCGGAGAGCCCAGCCCUGGUGUCUGAUGUCUAUGAGAUCCAUUACAAUGAGACCUUCAAAAUCCCCUUCUCCCUCAUGCUUGUAGACAUCCCAGAGAUUGAGGAUGAGAACAGGUUCCAGAUGGCAAAACAUAUCCAAGCCGUGCUGGCUGCCUUGGGCCUCACUGGGGGCAAUAGUGCUCUCAUCUAUUUAGUCGGAGCCUCCCAACCUGAGGCUACGGUGGCUCAGUCUUAUGUGUUGGCUCGCAUUUCUCAUUCUUUCCCUGAGGAAUACAAGCUCCUGCUUCUAGUGGGUGCAGAUGGCCAAACGACUCCUUUCGUAGAAGACUUCAUCAAGGCCAACUUCCCCUUGACUUACUUCAAGUGCAAUACUUCAGCUCUGCUGGCCAAGAAUGCCAAUAACGAGAAGAACGUGCACAUUUUUAAUGAGAAGUCCUGGGGGGUAUACACUCACAGCAUGGAAACUUUGUUCUCAGAUUUCCAGUUCUUUAAGACCUAA
This is a messenger RNA of Alligator sinensis (Chinese alligator), 2844 nucleotides long. Its product is annotated as verrucotoxin subunit beta-like. The record is from RefSeq and is a predicted model, not a curated record. Gene Ontology annotation, molecular function: protein binding. The coding region runs from base 1 to 2844 and encodes 947 amino acids. The transcript is spliced from 3 exons. Lineage: Eukaryota; Metazoa; Chordata; Crocodylia; Alligatoridae.